Austrofundulus limnaeus is the source of this 1999-nucleotide messenger RNA. It is a transcript of the gene tor4aa, whose product is annotated as torsin family 4, member Aa. The record is from RefSeq and is a predicted model, not a curated record. Lineage: Eukaryota; Metazoa; Chordata; Actinopteri; Cyprinodontiformes; Rivulidae. Bases 146 to 1471 code for a protein of 441 amino acids. The transcript is spliced from 3 exons. Gene Ontology annotation, cellular component: nuclear envelope; endoplasmic reticulum lumen. Gene Ontology annotation, molecular function: ATP hydrolysis activity; ATP binding.
GAGCCAGCUGAUGGGUGAGCAGAGGUGAGAAAGUCAAACUUCCUGGGUUCAGAUGACUUUCUCUGUUUUGCCUCAUUUGAGAGAAACUAUGGACUAACCUGCAGAACCCUUAUUUCUCUCUUGUUCUGAGCCACGGUUUAAGCAGAUGAGUGAGCAGGACAGCAGCAGCAGCAGCAGCUCUUCCUCCCAGACGGCGGGAGACAUUGAGACAGAGCUGAAUGAGGAGUUGGAGAGCGAAGAGGGAAAUGGCAAGAAGGAAAAAGGCAGCGCCACCCCCAGCCUGCCAGGCUUUGCCUCUCUUCGUGCCGUCAUACGCAUCAAACAGAAGUACCAGGCCAUGAAGAAGAGGCGGCAGGAGAUGGCCUUCGGACCGGGGAGCACCGGGGGCAUCCCAGGAGCACCAGGACGCACAAGUCCCAAAAUCUUCACUUUUGACUGUGUCACCCCCAACACCUUCCCUGCUUUUUCCUCCAUCCCUCAGAAGAAAAGGAAGAAGAUGAGAAAAAAACGUGUGUUGUUUCCCAAUGACGUGGGGCGCAAAAUAGUGCCAAAGCAGGAGCGCAGUCGAGCCACAUACUGCCUCUACCUGCUGUUUGUCAUCGUCUUUGUCCAGGUCUACAAUGCCAUUGAGAAUCUUGAUGACCACGUUCUCAGAUACGACCUUGAGGGUUUAGAGAGGACUCUGAGGAGGGAGAUGUUUGGGCAGCACGGAGCGGUAGAGGGUCUGCUAUCUCACCUGAAGGAGUACCUGUCCACGUAUGUUCACAACAAGCCCCUGGUGCUAUCUGUGCAUGGGCCCAUUGGAGUAGGAAAAAGCCACCUGGGCCGCCUCCUGGCCGGACAUUUCCGCUCUGUGGUGGGCGACACGUUGGUGCUGCAGUACUACGUUCUCCACCACUGCCCCCAGGAGGCAGACGCUGUGCAGUGCGCUCGCAACCUGUCUGCUCUCAUCACAGACAUAGUGGAGCGAGCAGAGGAGGAGGAGAAGAUCCCGCUCUUCGUCUUUGACGAGGCUGAGCACAUGCAUGUGGAGAUCCUGGACAUGUUGUUGCAUGUUGUCACCUCCAAGCAAUCCAAUGAAUACCUGAACGCCAUCUACCUAUUUCUGAGCAACCUGGGUCACACACACAUCACUAAACACAUGCUGCAGAACUCCUCAAGUAUUUAUAUGGCCAUGACAGCCUCAGGGCGCCACAGCAACUUGCUGAAAGAACUCACUCCAAUAUUACGUAACAUCCUGGAGAAGCUUCACCCCCUGUGGACAGAGGCAGACAUCUUACCUCUGAGCCUUCUGGAGAAAAGUCACGUGAUGGAGUGCUUUCUGGAUGAAAUGACACGAGAGGGCUUCUACCCGGAUUAUACCAACAUCGAGCGUCUCGCAGGGGAGAUUGAAUAUUACCCGGCUGUUGCGGGGCGUGAAUAUUCCCAAACAGGCUGCAAGCAAGUGGUGGCAAAGGUCAACCUGUUGUGAAACUCCAGCAGGAAUCUUUUCAUUCCUUUUAGAUUUUGAAGAAGCCAAUUGUGAGAAAAGUGAGUGAAGCAACACUGUUAUGAAACCUGAGAAAUGUCACAACCCAGAGCCAAAGCUUUCAGUAAGAAUGAAGAAAAUAAUGAUUUGUUGAUGAGAGUUUGGGUGUAAAACUGCUGAGUUGAAGUCAGUCCUGUGAACAUGUUUGAGGGGAUUAUAAACACUCCUCCAAAGGGCCAGUCCACUCAAUUAUCCUAUAUCUUAUUAUUUACCAUUAUUAGUUUAAAACAUUUUUUAUUUGAUUUUAUUUUAUUUAUUUUUACAUACAAAUCUUACAUGUACAACUCAACAAAUAAUGCAAAACUGUGUGCAAACAGUUCAACAGCCAUUUCACUUAAUGAGAUUUUUUUUAGCAAACAUUGCUUUACUAUGUAACAAAACUGAAUGAAUUUUUUUAUUUUGAAAAUAAAUAAAUUGAUGAAUUUGUACAAUUAAUUGUUCACACUUUUGUUCACAGAUCUCUUACCCGUU